AUGCCGAACAAAGAAGAUCUCAUGUCAAAUGACAGCUCUAAUUCUAGCUCACAUAGACUCCUGUCUGAUGAGCAAGGCUAUGAAUAUCCUGAGGAAAGUUUCCAUCAGAACAGCCGCAGGUCAUGGCUCAGGCCCUUAUUUGUCCAUUUGGUGAUCUUAGUUACCUAUACGCUGGCCUUCUUCGCUCUUUAUAAGAAGACUAACGGACAAAACUGUCAUCGGGAUAUGAUAUUCUCCCCGGCACGGGAAGCAGUUGAAUAUCAGCUCCUCCAUGCCGAGAAUGAUCUCAUGAAAGAGAGUCCCUACGCCGGUUUCCCCAAUGAUGGGAGCGAUGCAGCAUGGCGGGAACUGCUAAAGAACUCAAACAUCCGAAUCACCGCUGAGGAGUUGAAGAAGUUGAACCGGACAUCCAUCCAACUUCAAGAUGGGUCAGGUGAUUAUUUUGGGGGUCUUAGUGCACAUCAUCAUUUGCAUUGCAUUAAAAGUGUUCGUCGCGUCAUUUAUAGGGAUCACUACGGACUUCCCGAUGAACCGUGGAUGUGGUCGCAUCUCGAUCAUUGCCUUGAAGAUCUUCGCCAGAGUGUAAUGUGUAACGCCGACUUCUCGGUCAUUACCUACGACUGGCUCCCUAAUUAUCGUCGCCCGUGGGCAAAUUUCAAGGUCGACGGCGAGUGCGUGAAUUGGGAGAAACUCGAUGCGUGGGCGGGAGACAGAUUCUUUUCGCUGUUUGAUCAGAAGGCUCUUGUGCAUCCCGAACUCGGCAUCUCAUACCCCAUCGUUGAUGGCGUAAUCCCCACGGAUUCAACGCCUCAUCCUACGAAAUCAGAUAUCCAGGCCUUGAAAGACGGAACAAAUCCCAAGGACAAGUUUUAUGAAGCGCCCAUGCCCCUUUAUGGAUCUAUCUCCGCCGAAGGCUGGCAUUCCAUGAGAAUGGCAACCAACGUGUCAACCACUCUAUACGUACCGGCAGCAGACAAUUUUCUCGCGCAACUGAACUGGACAAAUGGAUCCGUCUCCUCCCAAGUCACUUUGAGAUCAAGUACUCAAGAGCCCCCCUUCGCCGAAUACCCUGGGAACGAUGAGGACCAGCUCCUCAACCUCACCAUUCUCCCCAACAAUCUCGCCUCUCUAACCUUCCCAGUCGCGUCGAUGGAAUAUUAUGACAACAACGGCUCAGCCACUACUAUACUCACUGGCUCAGUCUUUGCUCUCGCUGGCACACUCUUGGAUCCCAACGCGCACCACCAGCCUGUACCAUGCAUCAACCCCCUCAGUGGGCAAUACGGCAAGCUACCUCGAACGCUAUUCUAUUGCCUCUUGAUAUUCUCUCUAAUAUUUCGCCGCCAUGAGUGGCUCGCUCUCGCGGCACUGGGAACAGCCAUGACAUACGCCGCCGUCUCGGCAAUCCAUCUCAUCGGACUCGCGGUUAGGAGCCAAUUCAGCGAUCCAGACAAUUUCGGGAUAUUUCCUAUCCUGUCGACUUCGGGCAUCAUGCUUACCCCCAUAUUGAUGUGGUCAACGUCAGUAAAGAAGCAUCAAGCACAGGCUGUGAUCAUCUACUGGGGAAUUCUCGUUUUUGCUGCUUUUGUGUAUGCCACUUAUGGGAUGGUACGUCUCGACGUGGAUGUCCUAUUUCCGGUGCAGUCUCUAAUCGUGUGUACCCCAACACCUGAAUGCAGCCCAGUACCGUCGCCAGUCACGGCCAAGGAUUUCGACCGCUGUAAUUGCAUCGAUUUCUGCGGUGUUUUGGGAGACGAUUCGCCGAUGCGCAAAUCUGGUAAUAUGGUUGCUGGACUGCCUACUGAAAGCGCGCUAGCGGCCCAGACGACUGGGUUUAACAACUUAUAUAUAAUCAACUACCUAGCAUUGGUUUUUAUCUUUGUCAAUGGUAUCGUUGGGAUUAUUGGGAGCCGUUUUAGUCAGGAGCAAGUUCGUAAUACUAUUUUCCGCUUUCUCAAUGCUGAUAGGAGAAAACUCGUCUCAAAGCUUUUUGGAGGGCAACGCAAGAACGAGCUACUGGCGAGAUUUGGCUUGCAGAACCCGGAUGUCAGUCCCACGACGUGGAGCAAAUGGCGAUACGUUUUAGCCAAGGGAAUUGCUACGUUCUUUUACCUGACAGCAGUGUCGUUGACUAUUCUGUGUCCUAUUGUUUUCGUCACAAAUAUCAUUGUCAACGAGGUCGCAAUCGGAAUGUUUCCUGUGGGCGAGCGAAGCGAUGCUGUUGGUGCAUGGGGUGCUUGGGCUGGCGCGCUUCUUGUUCUCUUUGCCGCGGUGGUUGAUAAGUAUAGCAAAGCAUGGAUGGACUCCAUCUUGCUGGCUCUUGAAGGAGCAUGGAUAAUCGUCAAAUAUUCCAAAGACGACCGAGCUGGUAAGAAGCCCACGAUUAGCAAGAGAGUUGAGGAGCGGAAUAUGGGGCGAAGGAUAAUAGCCUUUUUCGGGGUAGUGGUCAGCCCCUUCGUCCAUAGCUGGUACAGCACCAGGCGCGGAUUCUGGACUGUGAAAAUACAUAUGAAGUUCUUUGUUGCUUGGUGGAGGCAAACGGAGAAUAUGUCCAAGCAGACGAGAGCUGAGAUCGAGAGAGCAUGGGAGGAUGAGCAGCUCAGGAUUGUGGGUGGCAUGCCCACUUGUCGCUGCCAUAUAUGUACGAAAGACUUCGUGGGUAAGAAUGCGGAAAUAGAUGACCAUGAUGACAUGCCUGGGAUAGAGAGUCGGAAAGAAAGGAAUAGGUGGAAUCGCGGGAGCGAAGACGACAUGGCUUUGGCCUCUACUGCUCCAUCGAGACCGCUUCUGGCGGCAAGCUCUUCGUUGACGCCACUUUUGGCAACGCCGCAGAAUCCAGUUCCUACAUCCUCGUCUGGUCCAGUGGAUGCGUAUGAGACCAGCUCACUGCUAGAUAGCCACAACUCAUCACCGGACCCAACCGGCGGAGACCAACAGCCUAUAGUAGAUGGAGACCAACCUCCUCCAAAAGAUGGAGGCCAUUCCCCUUCCAAAGCUAGAGACCAACUUUCUUCAAAAGCCGGGGCACAACCGCCUUCAAUGGAUGGAGAUCACCCCCAUACAACCACGCAAGCUGCAUCUUCAGCACCAAACACGCCUCAGACCUCGACCGCCGGGGAUCACGGUCCAGCAAUCGCAACGCAGAAUACAGACCACAGCCCUAGCCAAUAG
Venustampulla echinocandica is the source of this 3171-nucleotide messenger RNA. RefSeq lists its product as uncharacterized. Bases 1 to 3171 code for a protein of 1056 amino acids. The transcript is spliced from 6 exons. The record is from RefSeq and is a predicted model, not a curated record. NCBI's taxonomy places the organism in Eukaryota, Fungi, Ascomycota, Leotiomycetes, Helotiales, Pleuroascaceae. Gene Ontology annotation, biological process: mycotoxin biosynthetic process.